ACGUCUUCGUGAAAGGGUCCAGAUGAUUUCCACGUUGUGUUUGGUGAGCUGCCUCACAUGGCUUCCAGGCCUGCUGGAGGCCAAAUCCUUGCUGAGUUCCAUCAAGCAGGAAGGGAUGGUUCCUGUCAGUGAUGUCAGCAUCAGUUCAGAGAAGGCCAACCACUUCCUGACUCACUCCAGGCCCAAGAGGAACGUGGAACCCCGAUGGUACCGGGGAAACCCGGACUUCCAGGCUUACUACCGCUACUACAGCAGCAUUGGACACACGGAGGGGCUGUAUGAGAUCGACAAGCUGAGGAUGCUGUACCAGCAGAUGAGGUACUUGGAAAACACUUACGGCCCCAACGCCUCCUACUUCCAGAGCAAACUGGGGGUCCCGCAGAUCAUGUGCGACCCGACCACCGACAAGAAGUGCAAAGUGGUCGUCCCUCCUCCCCCCAUGAAGGGUGUCCCCAAGGCCACAGAUCCGCCCGCCACCCUCCCACCUCCUCUCCCCCGCGCCCCCGCCAUCUCCCAGGCGGAUGUUCUAUACCUGUGCAACAGCAAGGACCCCCUGUGCAAGCCCCACAUAGUCUACCUACCCGCCGGCGCCGUGCCGGUCCUCUGCGACCCCCGCUACCACCCCCACUGCACUCCCCAGAAGGCCCCUCCUGCCCCGGCCGCAGCACCCCAGCCGCCACCCCCUCCGCCAAAGAAGUCAGCCCCUCCUCCACCGAUCCUUGUCAAGAAGUCUCUCCCACCGGCCCCCAUCCGCUCUUUCAAGGGCAUGGAGUACGACUGCGACCCCUACUGGGACCCCGACUGCCUCAUUGACCACCCACCCAGGCCCGUGAAGGGGAAGGUCGUGGGACCCCCCCCACCACCACCCCCUCCUGUGGAGGAAGAGGAGGAGGAACCUGUGGAGGAGCCAGCACCCCCUCCUCCUCCCAUGCUGAAAAAAGUCCUCCCCUUCCCCUACUACCACCACCCUAUGCCCUACGAUCCCCGGGAUGACCUGUACGACCCGAGCCGCUUCCAGUACCCUCAACCGGAAGCACCUGCUGACGAACCCGCGGACGAGACCCAGUAGGACCAUGUUUCAAAUCAGUCGGACUCUGAUUGAACACGUUGCACAAAGAUGCCUUUGAACGCACCCUCACGUGAAGCAGCAGUACCAUAACCCAGGGGUGAGCAACCUACGGUAUGGGGCCAAAUACGACACCUGAGAGCCUUUUUUAUGGCCCGUCAUGCAGUAAUAAACCACCACAUCAUAUAUUUUUCAUA
This is a messenger RNA of Dunckerocampus dactyliophorus (ringed pipefish), 1263 nucleotides long. RefSeq lists its product as uncharacterized. The transcript is spliced from 5 exons. The record is from RefSeq and is a predicted model, not a curated record. Lineage: Eukaryota; Metazoa; Chordata; Actinopteri; Syngnathiformes; Syngnathidae. Bases 23 to 1069 code for a protein of 348 amino acids.